AGAGCGCGCGGCACACUGUGCAGCGGACCACCGGCGAAUAUUAUAUUUGACGUUUCGUAAAUAUAAGUAGGAACUUUUGUUACGAAUCGCAAACAUAAAUCGUGUUUUCAAUUUCAGUUAAAAGUGUAGUGAAAAAUUAAUUUAAGAUGAUUACCCUAGUGUUCGUUUUGGGAGGUCUCCUCGCAGGGACAGAGGGCUGUGGAGCCGGCAAGCGGAUGUUAAGAUCAGGAGGGUUAACGGCAUAUGAACAGCAGAGUAUAGUGGAUGCCCAUAAUCGCCUUCGACAAUCUGUGGCUUUAGGACAAGUUUCAAGUCAACCUCCAGCGGCCAAUAUGAUGGAAAUGGUGUGGGAUGACGAAUUGGCAGCAACUGCUCAACGCUGGGCUGACCAAUGUAUCACUGCACACGAUCGUGCGUCUCAACGCGAAGUUGGCCGUUUCCCUGUGGGGCAAAACUUAGCAGCUACAUGGACUACUCGCCCACCAUCUGAACAAUCUGACUCCGAACCAGACUUCCAGAAACAAAUCAAUGCUUGGUUCGAUGAAGUUCAUAUAUUUGGAUUUAAGCCCAUUAAUGGUGGACAUGGGACGGGUCAUUAUUCUCAGUUAGUUUGGGGUGAGACGUCUCAUGUGGGUUGCGGUUACACUUUCUACUACGACCCUGCCCGAGGCUACACCAAGCUGUACAUUUGUAAUUAUGGCCCUGGUGGAAAUGUCAUAGGGGCAAAUCCCUAUGAAAAGGGUAAUCCAUCUUGCAGCGCCCACGGGCUUGCCGACUCCAGAAAAUACACUGGUCUUUGUUCCACAAGUUACACCACAAGCUAUCAUACAGUGGACAAUACCAACAAUUAUAUAUCGAACGUCAUUCCUGACAGCACAGUGGAGGCACCAGGCUACAAUUUUCAAUUCUACAAGCAGUUCAACAACCAAUACCAAUACCAAUUCCAGCAGCCUCAAAGAUACUUCAACACGGAAACAUCGACUUUUAGGCCACUCAUCAGUAUACUUAAAACGGCUUCAAAUUUAUUCGCUAAACCAAAAUCAACGGGCUUCAGAAUUGGUACCGUUUACGUAUAAGUCGUUUCACACUCGCGUGUUAGUUCAUAACAGUAUUUUAUCACUAUAUCGAUAGAGUAACUUGACUGAUUAUUCGAGUCUGUUUACGCAGAGUUCGGAACAAAGACAAUAUUCCUUGGUUUUACAAGGAGCUUUAGAACCCUUAAUCGAUGUAUAAAUGAACUUUGUAUAGAUUGAAGGUCUGAUAGUUUUUUCCAUAAAACUUGUGCUGUCGCGAUUGACCUUCUUGUAUUUAACUUAGCGUGAAGUAUGUUGUUAUUUAG
This is a messenger RNA of Nymphalis io (European peacock), 1339 nucleotides long. RefSeq names its product venom allergen 5-like. The record is from RefSeq and is a predicted model, not a curated record. NCBI's taxonomy places the organism in Eukaryota, Metazoa, Arthropoda, Insecta, Lepidoptera, Nymphalidae. Gene Ontology annotation, cellular component: extracellular region. The coding region runs from base 147 to 1076 and encodes 309 amino acids. The transcript has 5 exons.